Messenger RNA from Penicillium atrosanguineum, 1458 nucleotides. Its product is annotated as CRAL-TRIO domain-containing protein. The coding region runs from base 1 to 1458 and encodes 485 amino acids. NCBI's taxonomy places the organism in Eukaryota, Fungi, Ascomycota, Eurotiomycetes, Eurotiales, Aspergillaceae. The transcript is spliced from 4 exons. The record is from RefSeq and is a predicted model, not a curated record.
AUGGCCGCGGACGGACCCAAGCCCGGUUUCCUUGGAAACAUCAACCAGGAACAGGAGGGCAAGUUGCAGAGACUAUGGAGCAUCCUUUUGAAGUCGGCUGAAAUGCCUUCUGGUGAUGAGUCUUCAAAUGAGUCUUCGAAUGGAUGUGUAGAGGAGCACGCUAGUCCCACCCAGCCUCAGCGACGCUCAUCUCUACUCGGUCGCACCCAAAGUAACAUUUCCGACAAGAGCGCCCCGAAAGCCACUUCAGUAUAUCAGCAAAAACUUAUGGCGUAUCUGAGGGAGUUGGGAAUCAAGCCUCAGGAGACCAAACAGGUCGAAAAGGCCCUCUCAGAGAUAAACCCCACUGAAUUACGCAACGGCGUCCUGGACACACUCAAGCAUGAUCACCCAGAUGCCAUGCUACUGCGCUUUCUUCGUGCUCGUAAAUGGGAUGUCCCUAGAGCGUUUUCCAUGAUGAUGGAUGCCAUCGUCUGGCGGGUCAAGGAGAUGCACGUGGAUGACGAGGUUAUGGCGAAGGGAGAACUCCAUGCUCUGAAGCAAGAGCGAAGCUCGAAUGUGGCUGAUAAGAAGGCUGGAAAAGACUUCCUGGCUCAGAUGCGCAUGGGCAAGAGCUACGUGCAUGGUACGGAUAAGUUGGGCCGGCCUAUUGUCGUCAUCCGGGUCCGUCUUCAUAAGCCCGGAGCCCAAAGCGAGGAAGCAUUGGAGAGGUAUAUCGUUCACGUCAUUGAGUCCGUGAGGCUCACCCUAUCUCCACCUGUCGAGACUGCCGCUGUUCUUUUCGACAUGACCGGUUUCUCUCUUUCCAACAUGGAAUACCCCCCCGUAAAAUUUAUCUUAAAGUGCUUCGAGGCAAAUUACCCAGAGUCACUGGGUAUCAUGCUGAUUCACAAUGCCCCUUGGGUGUUCUCCGGCGUUUGGAGACUUAUCAAAGGAUGGAUGGAUCCCGACAUUGCGGCCAAGGUUCAGUUUACAAACUCCGCGGCUGACCUUGAAAAGUUCAUCGCUCGUGAUCAGCUUUUGGAAGAGGUGGGUGGUGCAGAGAAGUGGAAGUACGAGUAUAUUGAGCCGAAAGAAAACGAAAAUGCCAUCAUGGAGGACACCACCACCCGUGACGCACUCGUUUCCGAGCGACAGCAGAUUGGCGAGGAGUUUCUUGCAGCAACUUCCGAAUGGAAUGAGGCUACAAAGUCGAAUGAUAAGAGCAAGAUUCAAUCAGCCGAGAGUCAGAGGGCUUACCUCGCUGAAAGACUGCGGGUCAACCACUGGAAGUUGGACCCAUACGCACGCGCACGUCUUUGUCUUGAUCGAAUGGGAGUCAUCCAGAAGGACGGGAAAAUUGACUUUUACCCCAAUGAGACAGUUGUGGAGGAGAAGCCCCAAGAAACGAGCAAAACAUCAGGCACCCAGCAUCUGGAAAGCGUGAACGGCAAUGGAGCGCAGGUGUUUGCUUCUUAG